GGUUACGCUUGCACACGUAACACGACUGCCGCAGGCACCCACACGUACACAUUUCUCUCUCUCUCUCUCACACACACACACACAACACACACACCCACACGAAAACACACUCGCGACAGCCCGUGGACGGAUUCUCGCGGAAUUCUAACGUCGUGGCCAAGAACGAGCGGAGGGAUCUUGCGAACUGUUCACGCGGGGGAUCCUUUCUGGCCGACAACGGUCGCAGGAACGGCCACGAAACGAGCACACAGGUCUAAGGAAAGAGUGGAGGACGGGCACAGUGAGUGGAAUCGACAGGACGAAAGGGCUAGGUGUCGUCGCGGGUAAGGAAAUCUCGGGACGCUGUUCACGUCUCGGGAUACAUUGGCGGUGAGUGCGGUAUCGAGAGUAAUUAAGCAGUCACGGGAUUACUCGGUAAUAAUGGCUGGUCGUGAUUGACCGAGAAAGAGAGACCGAGGGAGAGUGUGCGCGGCCGUGUACGCUGGCUACAUCUACCUAAGCAGCGAAGAAGACGGGAACACCGGAAGCAAGAAAGAGAGAGCGGGAUAAACGGCGGGAUCGCAAUCGAAGAAAAUCAGAUGUCCUCAGCGACCGUCUCCGGAUCGGAUAUGUCGUUAGCGACGGAGGGAUCGAGCGCAACCUCUCGAACGCAGUGGCGUAACUAGGUCUGUGCACAAUUCCAAGAGCCACCCCCGAUAUCGGUUCAUUUACGAUUAUUUCCUUUGACUACGCUCCCGACUCAAAUUUCAUUUAAUUCGAUAAACCGUAAGUAACUUAAAAGUACUUGGUUUCUUCCAAAAGUCGCCAGUUACGUCAUCGCUCGAACGAAUCGAGCGGUCGAUCGAGAUUUCACCGUCCAUGGAUCGCUAGGAAGCGUGGCGACGAGAAACAGACCGAUGACUUUCGAUCGAUUCGAGUACAAUUGCACCGCAGCCUGCCAUGCCGUGGAACUGUCGUCGUAGACCAGUGGCUAGGUCCAGUGACGACGAUACUUAAUCGACGAUGUGCCAUUUUCGAUAGGCGAAACGAACGGUUACGACAUCUGGUAUCUUAAACGAUGCUCGGUAGUCCAUCGAAGAAGGUAGACAGAGAACAUUGGCGAUCAGUGAGGCGCGAAAGAGAGAAGGGGUUGCGAGAUGGCACCUGGUUACUCGCGCGUGGCCCAGCCGAACUUGGAGGAUCGCAGGAAGCAACGCGAUACGAAGGACGCGAAAGUAAAUAAUCGUUGUCCGCGACCGUUUCGAUUCUGAGCGGCCUGGACGUUUAUCCAUGCUGUCGCGUACGCAUCGAUGGUCGAUAGCAAAACUCCUUCCAGCCAGAACAGAAUCCCCUGGUGUUCUUUUUGUCGCGGGUUCUCGCGUCGAAUACGCGAGACUUGUCGCGCCGGGCUCGACGAACGCGCAAUCCGUCCCAGAACGUUACGAUAACCAGCUAGAGGGCAUAUGGACCGCUGAUUCCGUAGCCUUUCGAUCAACAAACAUCCUACCGCGAGCAAACACGACGUUCGACGAAACGUUGAACGCCAGGAGACGAAUCGACGACUAUUCUCGAUCGUACCAAUCGUGUGCGGUCGUCGGGAAAGAGUGAGAAAGGGGUGGGGGGCGACACGGAAGGGGUACGCGAGGCAGUGUGAUCGUUUCGAGUCGAGCAACAGCAGCACAUGCUACGGGAGAUCCGUAUCAAUUCGCGACUGUGAUUUUCUAAGCUUAAGGUUUAAACGUUUAUUAACAAGAGGAGGGAACGAAGGAUACCAGGCGGAAGAGGAGAGUCGGACGCCAAAGGAAGAUUAAAACAAAUCGUCCCAUUGUGAUACUAAGAUAUAUUAAUCGAAGAUAUUAAGGUGAACACGUGCGCUCAAGGAGAUGGGUGUGAAUGAAAGGGGGCGCGACACGCAGUGCCAGGAUGAAAUGCGAGUGUAAUUAAUGGAAAUGAUGGUCGAUCGCGGGGUGUGCGUCGGAUCUACAAACUGUGAUACACCGAUAACCACAUUACGGAGAGGCUGAUAUUCGGUCACUGACCGUCGAAUUCGUGUACGCCAAAAUUCUAAGGAACCGUGGGGGAUGUAUCGCCGAUCAGGAAUUGCGUUCGCAACCGCCUCGUGAUACGUUCGCAGUGACCAGCGACUCGUGAUAAUCGCCCAAGGAAGAACCAGCGAAGAAGCUUCCUGGAGGCAGUUCCCCGACGCAAGCGCGGCCAUCGACGAUCGCAGCGCCACCGUGGGACCCUAAAGAAGGCCUAGGCGGGAAUCCCGACGCGUUGUCGCAGCGCAGACGCGAGCACAGGCGGCGAGAGGCGAGAGAGCGUGACACAGCGUCGCCGAAGCGGUCACCAGGCAUCGUGUACCACCCCCUGGCCACGGGGGGUGGGACAGAAAGACCGUCAGCGUGGGUGCCGGUGCUGCAGGGGCGCGCCUGGUCCGUCGGCUCGCCCGAAGAUUAGCACGCCGGCUAGCGGCUGGCUCGGGCCCGUUUCGCCGUAACGGCCUGGCGACUUCGGGGGGCCUCACGUCGGCGGCGGUGGUCGUGGCCGCCACGGGGGAGCAGUCCGCUCCCCCAGCAGCUGCGCCACGCCAUACCACGCCGAACGGAAGCGUCAGCGGAUCCACAUCCGGCUCAGGUCGCAAGAACAGAGCCAUGUCCAUGAGGAGUCUUCAUCGCCGCGUCUCUCACCCUUGCCAUGGAAAUGAGAACCGACAUGCCGCGAAACACGAAAAGCGUUCGUCACAGAAGCUCGAAACCUCCUGGUCAUUUUCCUUGGAGGGCGAGGGCGGCGGCGGUGGCGGGCGUUCCGUGACCAGCGCUGGUGGGGGUGGAGGAGGAGGUGGAGGUCGACGGGCACCGAGUCUACGACAGGUGAACGGAAGAGCGACUACAGGGGUCAGUUUGCACACCAGCAGCACAGAAUCCGUUCGUUCACCCCAUCACCACCUCGGCCAGCAGCAGGGCGGCAACUACAACAACAACAACAAUAACAACAACCAUAAUAACAACAAUAACUGCCACGCCGGUAAUAACCCCGCCGCGAACAAUCAUCCACGGCUUAACAAAGAUGACAGCAUCAAGAUCAGCAUCGAGAACACGAACACUUGCACCGACAGCCUCGUCACUGCUCUAGACGACGAGACCUUGCUCAUCACUGAUAUUCUGGCCGAUACAGGCAACGAGAUGAAUUACAAGGGCAGCGGUAAGGUCCACUUCGGAGUGGACGACGUGUCCCUCUAUGGGACGCCGAAGGAGGAGCCUGGCCCGGGUCUACCGGGCCAGGAAGUCAAGCAGAGCUUCUUGAAGAAUCAGCUUCAGGCCCUGUUCCAGCCGACGGACAACAAGCUGGCCAUGAAGCUUUUCGGCAGCAAGAAGGCGCUGAUGAAGGAACGGAUCAGGCAAAAGGCGGCAGGUCACUGGGUCAUCCAUCCUUGCUCCAGUUUUCGAUUCUACUGGGACCUUUGCAUGCUCCUCCUACUGGUAGCGAAUCUGAUAAUUCUGCCAGUCGCCAUUAGUUUUUUCAAUGACGACCUAAGCACUAGGUGGAUAGCCUUCAACUGCCUUUCCGACACGAUAUUCCUCAUAGACAUCGUCGUCAACUUCAGGACAGGUAUAAUGCAGCAGGAUAACGCCGAGCAAGUGAUCCUGGACCCGAAGUUAAUCGCGAAACACUACCUCAGGACUUGGUUCUUUCUCGACCUCAUUUCCUCCAUACCACUAGACUACAUUUUCCUCAUAUUUAAUCAAUUUCAGGACUUUAGCGAGUCCUUCCAGAUCCUGCAUGCUGGCCGUGCUCUGAGGAUCCUCAGGCUUGCGAAACUGUUGUCGCUCGUUAGGUUACUACGGUUGUCAAGACUGGUGCGGUAUGUCUCGCAAUGGGAAGAGGUCUAUAUCCCCCUUUAUCAACAGCCGGAGAGGCACUACGAGCGUCGGGCGACACCGCCCCAACCAGACCGAACCAGCAAGAUAUUGCAGAACCUACAAAAAAAACGCACUGAGCGGAGGGGGCGCCUAAGUUCUGACAAUAUGAAUAAAAAGAAGUCCGGUUUCAGCAAAAGCGACCUUAUUUUUAAGUUCCUGAAUAUGGCAUCGGUGUUCAUGCGGAUUUUUAACCUGAUUUGCAUGAUGCUCCUAAUCGGCCACUGGAGUGGCUGCCUGCAAUUCCUGGUUCCUAUGCUCCAAGGGUUUCCUAGUAACUCGUGGGUCGCCAUUAACGAGCUGCAAGAUUCAUUCUGGCUGGAACAGUACUCGUGGGCCCUUUUCAAAGCCAUGUCGCACAUGCUCUGCAUAGGAUACGGAAGGUUUCCGCCGCAGUCCUUGACCGACAUGUGGCUCACUAUGCUCAGCAUGAUCAGCGGUGCUACCUGUUACGCACUGUUCCUUGGACACGCCACCAAUCUCAUUCAAUCUCUCGAUUCGUCGAGAAGACAAUACCGCGAGAAGGUGAAGCAAGUAGAGGAGUACAUGGCCUACCGGAAGUUGCCACGAGAAAUGAGACAGAGGAUCACGGAGUACUUCGAGCAUCGCUACCAGGGCAAAUUCUUCGACGAGGAGUUGAUUCUUGGGGAGCUCUCGGAGAAACUAAGAGAGGACGUGAUAAACUACAACUGCAGAUCGCUGGUCGCCUCCGUUCCCUUCUUUGCCAACGCCGAUUCGAACUUUGUCUCGGAUGUCGUUACUAAACUGAGAUACGAAGUCUUCCAGCCAGGUGAUAUCAUCAUCAAGGAAGGUACGAUCGGCUCUAAAAUGUACUUCAUACAAGAAGGCAUAGUCGAUAUCGUAAUGGCGAACGGCGAAGUCGCUACCUCGUUGUCAGAUGGUUCAUACUUUGGCGAGAUUUGCCUGCUGACGAACGCGAGGAGAGUGGCGUCAGUCCGCGCGGAGACCUACUGCAAUCUCUUCAGCCUCUCGGUGGAUCACUUCAACGCCGUGUUGGACCAGUAUCCACUAAUGCGCAGAACGAUGGAAAGCGUUGCCGCCGAGAGGUAUAAGCUUUGGCUAAACAAAAUUGGCAAGAACCCGAACCUGGUGGCUCACCGCGAGGAGGACCUCGGCAGUGAGUCCAAAACGAUAAACGCCGUGGUUAACGCUCUGGCGGAGCAGGCUGCGCAUGCUAGCGCUAGCGAAGAAUCGGUACACAGCAUGGAGCUGAGGACCCUUCCAGCCUGCCUGUUGCCCAGACCGAAGUCUGAGAACAAUUUCGCGAGCCAGGAGCUCUCGAGAGAAGGACGUAAAAUCUUCCACAAAAGCGACACUUUCCACAAGGACUCGUAUCAAUGACGACACUCGUUAUACUAGCACACAGAGAGAUACUAACGGCUCCAUGUGUGACGGUGGUCCCCGCUGUCGAUAGGAUAUCGUUUACGAGAGCGUUUUAAGCGUGGAUUCUGGACGCUACUCUAGAAGCAGUCUAUACAUAGAUAUACGCUAUGCCAGUAGUCCUGUAGCGAUCGGUUUCUAGCGCCUUAUAUUAACCUGAUGGCACGUUUGUCCAGGAUCUGCGCGUAAAACCGCGUGGACCGAAGUAUCCCAUUCUCCAAUGGUGACACAGUACGCGGCCGAGGUCGUUUUUGGACACCAUUUUUUCUCGGUGAAAAGGACUCGACUUUAACAGCAAUAAAUAGCAACCGACGCUCGAUGGGUGAAUUAGACGAGCGCGCGGAGGCUCACGAUCGUCCCUUCGGUUUUCUCUUAGGGCUAGAUCAACGCACGGACGCGACCACGAAGGACCUACUUUCGAAUCGAACGCUGUGUCACCGGUUGGAGGACAAGGAGCCGUUCUCUGCCGCGAGACUCUUCAUCGGAACGUCAACGACGAGCGUCGUACCACGGCGAAAACAAUAUAUACGACGCGACCACGGAUGAAGAUCUCAACGACGACGAAGAGCAGGCCUAGAAAUUUAUAGAGCUAGUCCAUAUGUUAGUCCAAUGUCGUGGACUAGGUAAUCCUAAAAGAAAAUGAAGUUAAGUAACAGUGUAACGGUGCGUAAAUUCUCUGUGAUUAUGCAAGUCGACGUUUUGCACUUUACAAAAGAUUGGAGAUGGGUGAAAUGGGGCAAGAGUUUACGAGAAAACCCAUACGAACAAUUAGUUUCGCGAGUCGACGUUUCCCGCCACGCAAUGGCGAAGAGACCCCACGGCGGGAGACAGAGAGGAGAGUAUAAUCUAUAUACGAACAAUUAGGAUUCCCUUUUGUUUCGUUUCUUUUUUAAGGCAACUAACAUAGAAGAAAAGGUACUCGCCGAGACGAGAAUAAUUCCAGUUAUUAUGUUUGUUAACGUGUUUUGAAUUUAGCCUCGUAUCGUAAAUUAGUCCCGUGCGAGCGAUUCCCGGGAGACGAAGAGGAAGAAGACGGGGGAGAUGAAACCGAUGGAUAACUCCGAGAUGGGAAUCGGACGAGGAGGAUCCCAGGUAAGGGAGCGAAGAGGAGUGCUAUCCUUAUUUCGAGAUCGACAGAGAAAGCCUCGCUUCGUUGAAACAAAAAAAAAAAAAAUAAUAGCUCCACUUUUAUUUUCUAAUACGUCUUGAGUCGCUUCGAAAAGCGUAGUGAUAACGCUAUAAGGCCGAGCUGUGUAUACAAGUUCUAUUAUAUAAUCGGAGUUUAGGAAGACCGUCCUGAGACGCGAACGAGACCCCAAAGGGAGAUGUAAAGGUACGAAAUAUCCGAGGGGGGGUUGGUUGGGUGGGACGAUGGAGUCGUUCUACGAAAUGAAGAUAAUAUUAUUAAAAGAAAAUAAAGUCUAAUCGAAAGCCCAAAGACCGUGUUAACUUGUUGAGAGUCCUUUGGGCUGGCCACGACUAAAACGUCAAUGAAUAAAAUAUAUAUUCAGUGGAACGCGAGAGGAAGUACCUUUUUAUUCGGGCGAAACAGACGCGAUGUACUAUAAAAGAAAAUAAAAACCAAAAGGUAUAAAUAUUAUGUAAUAAAUUAUUAUUAUUAUUAUUAUUAUUACUA
Molecule: messenger RNA, 6936 nt
Organism: Hylaeus volcanicus
Lineage: Eukaryota; Metazoa; Arthropoda; Insecta; Hymenoptera; Colletidae
Gene: Ih
Product: potassium/sodium hyperpolarization-activated cyclic nucleotide-gated channel 2
Exons: 18
Coding region: 2634-5261 (875 amino acids)
Biological process (GO): transmembrane transport; potassium ion transport
Cellular component (GO): membrane
Molecular function (GO): voltage-gated potassium channel activity
Source: RefSeq, a predicted model, not a curated record